CCGCCGCAGGUGGUCGUCCGGGGCCAUGGCCGUGCCCGGCGCCGUGCCCGUGCUGUCGGAGUGGCGCUGCCAGAUCUGCGUGGACGUGUUCGUGGAGCCCGUCACGCUGCCCUGCGGCCACUCGCUGUGCGGGCCGUGCUUCCGCGCCACCGUGGAGAAGGCGAGCCUGUGCUGCCCCUUCUGCCGCCGCCGCCUGUCGUCCUGGGCCCGGCGCCAAGCGCGCAGCAACUCGCUCGUGGACGCGCGGCUGUGGGGGCUCGUCCAGCAGCUGUACCCGCGGGAGGUGGCGCGGAGGGCCGCGGGGCACGAGGCGGACGCGGAGGAGGAGGAGGCCGCUGACGACUGCCAUCCAGUCCGCCAGUUGAGUGAACCCGGGGAGCUGAGGAGAGAGUAUGAAGCAGAGAGAAGCAGAGUGGAGGCGGAGCGCCGGGCGAGUGCAGAGGAGGAGAGCAGAGCCAGUGCAGAGUACAUCCAGCGGCUGUUGGCAGAGGAGCAGGAGGAGGGCAGGAGACGAGCCGAGGAGAGGCGCCGCCAGGUGCAGGAGCAGCUCCGGCAGGAUGAAGAGCUGGCAUGGUCGCUCAGCGCUCACCUCAACAGUCUCUCCGACGGCAGUGUCUCGGCUUCUCCCUUGAACUCCAGCAAAUGUGUUCCUGGCACACCCAAGUCACAAAAGAAAAGGAAGAACAAGCAAGCAAAUGCUGGCGAUAUUCAGAAUAUUCAGAAGUAUCUGUCGCCCAAGUCUCAGUCGGCGUCGGCGUCCCAGCCUGAAGCUGUACGGGGAGCCGGGAGGACAUCCAUGUCUGCGGGCUCAGACCGCAGUGACACGAACGGGGAGGUUGCGGAAGGCCUGUGCACACUUGAUCCGCUGAGAGGCCUCGAGGCUCAGGAUGAAGCCGCAGAGACUCCCGACUGGCGCCUCGAAGGGGAGGCGGGAGCCGCGCCGAGUGAUCACGGCACAGAACCAGGAGCCCCGACUCGGGAGGGAGCUGCCGCGGCCACGCUCCGUGCUGAGGCCGACGGGGGUGGCACCUUAGCGGCAAGGACCCGGCAAGCAGGAGCCGCCGCCGCCGUCGGGGCCGGGGGUGCGGAGUCUUGCCUCCCGCUCAGCGGGCAGAUUUCCAAAAGGAAGAGCCAGGAGUCCCCACUUGAAGCAGACUGCGAUCCGGGCCUCUCCGUGAAGAGAGCGCGAGGACCCUCCCGGGAGGCCGCAGGCGGAGAGGAGGCGGCGGCCGGCUUGGCGCAGCUCCUGCGCUGGGAGACGCUGCUCUUGGAAAGGCGCGCGCAGGAAGAGCGAGACCGGCUGCUGGCGCUGCAGCUGCAGAGAGAGGCGGACGGGGAGCGGACGAGACCGAACCGGCACAAAGGGUCCCCGGACGGCUAUCGGCUCCGCGCCGCCCCCUCGCCUUCGGCCGGACUGGCGGCUGGGCGGAGGAAGAGCUCCGGGGACGGGGGCUGGGGAAAGCGAGCAGGUGAGCCGCGGGCACGGCUCCCGGGAGGCUCGAAGACGGACACCCAGCCGAGCCGUGCCCUUAACGGGAGGGUGCCGGGCUCUGCGGGCUCUGCGGGCUCUGCGGGCGGUGACCGGAGCGCCCCCGGAGGCGACCCCUCGCCGCGGCCCCGAACGUCCCAGAACAGCAUUUUCCAGAUGUUCCAGAGACGCGCCAAGUAGAGGCGGCUGGUGGAGCGGUGCCGGCUUGCGAGGGAAGCUGUGUCUGGGGCGGGUCCUGACUGUCCCUCGCCAGGGGCCGCGGGAAGGGCAGACGACACGCCCUGCUGGGCUGGGUGAGGAUGGAUGGUGCCUGAAGUCUCCACGCCGUCUCUGCCCAACAUGCGUGUUUUUGUUUUGGCUCCCACCCCCCUUUUGUCCUGCCCAGUAAUGAAGCUCAGCCAGAACCAAGGACUUAGGGAGUCCACGCAGGGGCCGAAGGCCGCGCCUGGUGGCAGGGCUGGACCCCAGGGACAGACGCGUGCCCGCGUGAGGCCCGGGACUUGACUCCCCUCUGCAGCACCCCCGAAACAAAGUCUGAGGGUUUCCUCUGCCUGCUUUCCGCCUAGUAUUCGUAGAACACUAAAGUCAUCUAACUCGAACCUCCGCUUUAACCACUAAAGCUAUUUCAUUCAAAAUGUACUGGAGUCAACACCGAGUGAGAGAAGUCAGUCUUCCAGAAAAUUCAACAGUAGAUGGUCAAACAAAAACUAGACCCCCGCUGAAGCAGGAAUGGAGAGUCGGGCUAGCGCCGGCUGGGUGGACGGACAGUUUGGAGCAGUGACACGGUGCGUGGGAGCAGCCGCCUCCCGAGAGGCACAGGUGUGCGCAGACCACCCAGACGCGGAGCGUUGGGCUUCUGCAGCGUUCACCUGUUCGCCUGGGGUCAGCGCCUCAGUCGGCACUUCCCGUGAGGCUGCUACUUCACGAAACGGGCCCGGCGGGGCCGCACCUGGCUGGGCACACGUCACAGGGCACAAGGACCCGGGGUCAAGCCCCAGUCCCCACCUGCAGGGGGGAGGCUUCACGAGCGGUGAAGCAGGGCUGCGGGUGUCUCUGUGUCUCCGUUCCCUCGUAAGUUUCUCUGUCCUAUCAAAAUUAAUGCAGUUUAAAAAGCAGACGAAAUAAAAAUCAAAGCCCUAAGGAUUUGCUGCGGGAGAUCCCACCUGUGCCCUGGAGCCCGAGACCUAGCUGUGUGUCUGCGUUCACCAUUUGUGUGCACUGUGUUUAUAGGCAGAAACACAGCAGUGCUUAGCCCUGAACGUCCAAUCAGAAGGAAGUGAUUUUGUGAAAUUGACCUUAGAGACUGUUGAUAUUUUAUUUGACACAUAGGAGCACGUUUGAGCAAGCAGUAGUUUCAUGCUAUCUUUGCUGAUGUUUGCUUAUCCAUCCUUAUAAAAAUAUCACUGGAGCUUAAAUUUGUCACUUUUUGAAUAAAAUACUAAGACUUUGUCCCUGCAGGCUGCCUAACCGAAGUUCUGUUAACCUUUCACAUAGCCUCUGGUCCCAGUGUUUACUGGGUAAAGAUUAGGUGAGGGAUUCUGCUGCUCAUUUCUUUUUUUUUUUUUUUUUUUUUUAAUAUUUUACUUAUUUAUUAAUGAGAAAGAUGGGAGGAGAGAGAGAACCAGACAUCACUCUGGUACAUGUGCUGCCAGGGAUUGAACCUCAUGCUUGAGAGUCUAAUGCUUUUUCCACUGUGCCACCUCCUGGACCACUCUGCUGCUCAUUUCAAAUGUGGUUUGCCCUUAUCAGAGAAACGGGGUUGCGUCUUGCAUGGUGAUUGUGCUGAAGUGAGGCAUUGUCUGAGACAGACUAAAAUCUCUCCUCAUCAAGCCAGUAUUUCUAGCAGCCAUUUCACUUGUUUUAGGAUACACAUGACUGACUAAAGCUACAUAGUUUUCCAGGGGCAGUGACUGAUCCAGAGGACUGGGGGGAGGGAGUGUGAUGACAUUUAGGCCUGUCUCGACUCACUUGUGAAGAGGGUUUUCUGAUUCAAGUUUAAGAAUAGAUUUGAAUUUCUCUGCUAGCCUGUCCGGCAGUCCCUGUGUUUUAUUAGAAGACAAUAAAGGCUUUGUGGGAAGUAUUAA
Molecule: messenger RNA, 3573 nt
Organism: Erinaceus europaeus (western European hedgehog)
Lineage: Eukaryota; Metazoa; Chordata; Mammalia; Eulipotyphla; Erinaceidae
Gene: RNF168
Product: ring finger protein 168
Exons: 6
Coding region: 26-1669 (547 amino acids)
Biological process (GO): double-strand break repair; protein ubiquitination
Cellular component (GO): nucleus; site of double-strand break
Molecular function (GO): metal ion binding; nucleosome binding; ubiquitin-protein transferase activity
Source: RefSeq, a predicted model, not a curated record